Molecule: messenger RNA, 1187 nt
Organism: Anoplophora glabripennis (Asian longhorned beetle)
Lineage: Eukaryota; Metazoa; Arthropoda; Insecta; Coleoptera; Cerambycidae
Product: nucleoside diphosphate-linked moiety X motif 8
Exons: 1
Coding region: 236-949 (237 amino acids)
Molecular function (GO): coenzyme A diphosphatase activity
Source: RefSeq, a predicted model, not a curated record
UUAUGGAUACCUACCUAAUAAUUGCUAUUAUUAAUUUUUGUAGUUUACAAAUUGUAUAUUAAAAAAUGUUAUUCCCUUCGAGGCCAAUAUGUUGGUUAGAUAAUACAUGUCACUAAAAUUAUAUCAGCCAACUGCACUAAACAAUCGGACACCUUUGGUUUAGUGAAGUUUAUGACAGUGCUGGCAUAUGACAAAAAAUUUUUUGUGAUGUGUUUCAUAAACUAAAUUGUAAAAAAUGUUCUUCAUAUCACGUGUCAUAAUUCAAAAAUCACUCGGGCAAAGAUGCUCUAGUUUAUAUUCGGCAGAAAACAUUUUUAGUGAAGAAAAUAUAAAAAGAACCAUCGCUAAAUUUGCCACUAUGAAGCCGAUAAGAUUGCACACGCGCCAACCUCCCAAGAAAGCUGCUGUACUAAUUCCUCUUUGCGAAGUGGGCAACAAGGUGUCGCUAUUGUAUACUUUGAGAGCGGCACAUUUGAAAUCUCAUCGAGGACAAGUUAGUUUUCCUGGUGGAAUGCAAGAUGUUACGGAUAAAAGUUUGGAGGAAACAGCUUUAAGAGAAACCGAAGAAGAAUUAGGAAUUGGUAUUGAAAAUAUUGAAAUUUGGGGCAGUGGACAUUUUAUAGUUACAAGAGGAGAAACAAGUGUUUUACCCGUAAUAGGUCGAAUUAAGAAGAAAUUAGUUCUUGAAAAUUUAAAAAUAAAUACCCAUGAGGUAGAAGAAGUGUUUACUGUACCCUUAGAAGAACUAUGUGAUCCUUCAAAAAUAGGACAUACACAGUUCAGAGGAUCGUAUUCAGUACCCGUAUUUUUGGGAGGUAAAAGACGAAUUUGGGGUUUAACAGCUAUGAUAACUAAUAUAUGUUUAAGUUCUCUUUUGUCACAUAAAGCCUAUACACACAAAAUUACUUAUAUACCACCUAUUAAAUCACACAAUGUCGUGACAUAUUAGUAGAAUUAGUAUUAGAUAAGUGUAAGUACCCGAAGGCGUUCUUCUAAAUAAACUAAAAUUGUUAUAGGGCAUCCUAUAAGUAAAUACUAUUUACUUAUCAAAAUAGGUACCAUAUCCGAAAAUGGAUUUUAUUGAAUCAAAUAUAUUUUGUCUACACGUUUUUUUCCUAAUAUUUUUUGCUAUUAAAAUAUGAAGUUUAUACAAUUGUGAUGAAAUAAAUAUGAGUAUGUAAGAUUUA